ACGGAGGAGGAAUAAGAGCGGCGGAAGCAAUCGGACUGUUUAUCCGGAAGCAGAAGGUCUUUCAGGAUGAUUGGAGGUGCCGGCUGUUUGUUGAGAAGAAUUGUCCACCGGUUCACGGUUGCCCACAGGGCCGUCCACAGCUGCAUCGAUCCCUCUGUGGGCCUCUCAGAUGAACAGAAGGAGUUUCAGAAAGUUGCCUUUGGAUUUGCUUCGAGUGAAAUGGCGCCACACAUGAUAGAAUGGGAUCAGAAGGAAAUCUUUCCUGUGGAGACGAUGAGAAAGGCUGCAGAACUUGGGUUUGGUGGGAUUUAUGUUCGCCCAGAUGUCGGGGGAUCAGGACUGUCACGAGUGGACACUUCCAUCAUAUUUGAAGCAUUGUCAACAGGCUGUGCAAGUACCACCGCUUACAUGAGUAUUCAUAACAUGUGUGCAUGGAUGAUUGACAAGUUUGGGAAUGAGGAGCAGCGUCACAAGCACUGUCCCCCAUUGUGCAGAAUGGAGAGCUUUGCUUCCUACUGUCUCACUGAGCCAGGAAGUGGCAGUGAUGCAGCUUCGCUUAUUACUACAGCAAGGAGAGAAGGGGAUUACUACGUUCUCAAUGGCUCAAAGGCUUUUAUCAGUGGUGGAGGGGAUGCGGAUCUGUACGUGUUGAUGUGCCGGACGGGAGACAGAGGUCCUAAGGGCAUUUCUUGUUUGCUAGUGGAGAAAGGUACACCUGGACUCAGCUUUGGCAAGAAAGAGAAAAAGGUCGGAUGGAACUCGCAGCCAACUCGAGCAGUGAUCUUUGACGAUUGUGCUGUACCUGUUACUAACUUGGUUGGACGUGAAGGUGAUGGGUUUUCCAUUGCAAUGAAUGGACUAAAUGGAGGAAGGAUUAAUAUUGCUUCAUGUUCAUUAGGUGCUGCGUAUGCUUCUAUUGUUCUAGCUCGAGAUCACCUCAAAGUCCGCAAGCAGUUUGGGGAGCCUCUUGCCAACAGUCAGUACCUGCAGUUUAAACUGGCUGAAAUGGCGACCGGACUAGUGGCAGCUCGUUUGAUGGUACGCAAUGCCGCUGCAGCACUCCAGGAGGGUCGCCAGGAUGCUGUGGCUCUUUGUGCAAUGGCCAAGCUCUUUGCAACUGAUGAAUGUUUCACAAUCUGUAAUCAGGCACUGCAGAUGCACGGUGGCUAUGGAUAUCUGAAGGACUACGCUGUUCAGCAGUUUGUCCGCGAUAUAAGGGUGCAUCAGAUCCUGGAGGGUACCAAUGAAGUGAUGCGGAUGCUUAUCUCUCGAAACCUGUUUCAUGACUAACUUUGUGGUGAAUGAGUACAGUUCUACAAAGUGGAAACAGUUCACUUUAUCAAAUAUUUAUCAUGUAAAGGAAGUACAAAUACCAGCUGCAGAUCUUCAAGCAAGGAUUCAACUUCAAACCUUAUCACUGAGCUAGUAUCUCAUCAUGAAAACUAUUCCCGCACUCCAGUGUAAGGUACCUAACCAGCAAAAUACAAGUCAAUUUUUUUCUUCCUGUUUAUUCCUUAUCGGUAUAACUAGAAUAGUUUUCAGAGCCUCAAAUCCCUAAGUAAGGAUAAAGGAAUACCUAGAUAGAUAAAAUAUACAGUAAAACAGCUCAGUUUGUUGGUGUAAGGCAGAUCACUGGUGAUCAACAUCAUCAGAAGUUUAAUUCCUUCAGCUAUUAAAAGCUUGGAGUGAAGUCUAAUAAAAACAAAUGAAAAUAG
Messenger RNA from Mobula hypostoma (lesser devil ray), 1715 nucleotides. It is a transcript of the gene acad8, whose product is annotated as acyl-CoA dehydrogenase family, member 8. Lineage: Eukaryota; Metazoa; Chordata; Chondrichthyes; Myliobatiformes; Myliobatidae. Gene Ontology annotation, cellular component: mitochondrion. Gene Ontology annotation, biological process: lipid metabolic process. Gene Ontology annotation, molecular function: flavin adenine dinucleotide binding; acyl-CoA dehydrogenase activity. The transcript has 11 exons. The record is from RefSeq and is a predicted model, not a curated record. Bases 67 to 1290 code for a protein of 407 amino acids.